Molecule: messenger RNA, 1623 nt
Organism: Chlorella variabilis
Lineage: Eukaryota; Viridiplantae; Chlorophyta; Trebouxiophyceae; Chlorellales; Chlorellaceae
Exons: 8
Coding region: 1-1623 (540 amino acids)
Source: RefSeq, a predicted model, not a curated record
AUGGACAACAUGACCGAGCUUCUGGCCAAGGCGCUGCCGGCAGAGGACCAAGAGGCGCGGCAGGAGAAGAUGCAGUCGUGGGAGGACAAAAAGGAGCAGCUGGCGCCGCAGCUCACAGCGCCCUGGCGCAACAGCGAUGGUCGUGGCGGGCGGUUGGGCGACGGCAGCGGCCUGCUUUCGGCCAUUGCGGCCAGCAUCAUGGGGGGCGGGGGCGGGCUGGGCUUCGGCGCUGCGCCGCUGACGCUGCUAGACCCCCUGGGGGGCGGCGGAGGUGGCCACGCCUUUGGCAUGGAGGGUCAGGGGUACGGGCGGCGCGGCCCUGCGCAGCGUGAGGGCAGCUGGCGCUGGCACCACCUGGACUGCCUGCCAGCCGUGUAUUGGCGUGAGGCGCGGGUGAAUGGCAUCAGCAACCUGCGCGGCAUCCCCGCCCCCGAACAGUCGCUGGUGCGGCAGCGCCUGCAUCUGUCGUCGCGCAAGUAUGGCCUCAAGAGCUCUCGGGAGCUGGAGGAAUACACUACGCUGGUGGGGGAUCAGGUAGCAGAAGCGUUGGCCACGCCUGGCGGGGCUGAUGUGCUACUAGCAGGGGACUUCAUUGGCCACACGGGCAGCCUGCCCGACUUUGCUGACCACUCGGCAUUGUUGCAGGCUGCCCUGGAUGAGGCAGCUGAGGAAGUUUUGGCCGCUGAGCUGCAGGUGCUGCCUGAGAUCCCAGAGUACCGACCCGCCACCGCGGCGCAGCUCCAGCACCUGGCAGCCACGGCCAGCAGCGACCCGCUGCAAGCCGCCUCUCAGCUGCACGCUGUGUUAUACAACGCGGCAGCAGCAGUGUUCCCAACCGCCAACACCGCCCCUCGGCAGCGAGCCGGCAGCACCAGCAGCCAGCUCCGCCGGCGCCACCAACCAUGGUUCGACGCAGAGUGUGCUGCCGCCCGCCAGCAGAUUCGGCACCAGAUGCAGGCCAGUCUCGCAAGCGGGCAGCAAAGCCACUUAGCCAAGGAAGCGCUGCGCAUCGUCAGCAACCGCUACAUACUCCUGCGCAAGCGCAAGUCAGGAGCAUGGCGGCGGCAGCAAGGCUCAGCCCUGCUACAGCUGCAGCGCAAGGAUCCCAACAAGUUCUACAAGCGGUGGCAGCGAGAGCACCCCACCAGCCCCAUCGAUGCGGCCUCCUGGCUGCGGCACUUUGUCAACCUCCAGCUCCAGCGCACCUUCAAGCCCAGCAGCGGCCGCACCAACGCCCCCUCUUCUCCCGCGGCGCAGCAGGCAGCGGGCGGUACGGCAUCCCCGCCACCGCCCGACAUCGAGCUGGACAGCGACAUCACUGGGGCUGAUGUGGCGGCUGCGCUGAAGAAGUUAAGUCCUAGCAAUGCCAGCCUUGGGCCGUUGAAAGCGGUGCUAAUCAAGGCUGGCGGGGAUACACUGACGCCUGUGUUGGCCGCCCUGUUUACUGCUGUGCUCCGCUCUGGCUGCUUUCCACCUGAGUGGGCGCUGGGCGCCAUCACCCCCAUUCACAAGAAAGGCGAUACUUCUGAUCCAAACAACUACCGUGGCAUUACUGUAGGACACGUCCUGGGCAAGCUCUACGCCCUCGUCAUCAACGCCAGCCUCACCAGCUGUCUGGUGUAA